AGUAGACGGCCGGACCACCCGCCGCCAGCCACACGCUGCCGGCUGCCCGCCACCCGCCGCCCGCCGGGGCUCUCUGGCCUCGCCAUGCCGCCGUGGAGCGCCGCCCUCGCGCUCAUCUUGGCGAUGCUCGUCCUGCUCUGCCUGCUCCGCCCGCGGCUCCGGAGCCCCUGGGGGCGCACCGUCGGAGAGAAAACCCUGCCGGGGGCCCAAAACCGAGAUGACGAGGAGGAGGCAGACGGCGGAGGCCCGGCGGACCAGUUCAGCGACGGGCGCGAGCCACUGCCGGGCGGGUGUAGCCUUGUCUGCAAGCCGUCGGCGCUGGCCCAGUGCCUGCUGCGCGCCCUGCGGCGCUCGGCGGCGCUGGAGCCAGGCCCGCGCUCCUGGCUCUCCGGGCCCCACCUGCAGACCCUCUGCCACUUCGUCCUGCCCGUGGCGCCCGGGCCUGAGCUCGCCCGGGAGUACCUGCAGUUGGCGGACGAUGGGCUGGUGGCCCUGGACUGGGUGGUGGGACCUUGUGUUCGGGGCCGCCGGAUCACCAGCGCCGGGGGCCUUCCCGCGGUGCUUCUGGUGAUCCCCAAUGCCUGGGGUCGCCUCACCCGCAACGUGCUUGGCCUCUGCUUGCUCGCCCUUGAGCGCGGCUACUACCCGGUUAUCUUCCAUCGCCGCGGCCACCACGGCUGCCCGCUGGUCAGCCCCCGGCUGCAGCCCUUCGGGGACCCGUCCGACCUCAAGGAGGCGGUCACUUACAUCCGCUUCCGACACCCGGCGGCGCCGCUGUUCUUGGUGAGCGAGGGCUCGGGCUCGGCGUUGCUACUGUCCUACUUGGGCGAGUGCGGCUCCUCUAGCUACGUGACAGGCGCCGCCUGCAUCUCUCCCGUGCUGCGCUGCCGCGAGUGGUUCGAGGCCGGCCUUCCCUGGCCCUACGAGCGGGGCUUUCUGCUCCACCAGAAGAUCGCCCUCAGCAGGUAUGCCACAGCCCUGGAGGACACCGUGGACACUAGCAGACUGUUCAGGAGCCGUUCCCUUCGAGAGUUUGAGGAGGCUCUCUUCUGCCACACCAAAAGCUUCCCCAUCAGCUGGGAUACCUACUGGGACCGCAACGACCCACUCCGGGAUGUGGAUGAGGCGGCCGUGCCUGUGCUGUGUAUCUGCAGUGCUGACGACCCCGUAUGUGGACCUCCAGACCACACUCUGACAACUGAACUCUUUCACAGCAACCCCUACUUCUUCCUCCUGCUCAGUCACCACGGAGGCCACUGUGGCUUCCUGCGUCAGGAGCCCUUGCCAGCCUGGAGCCAUGAGGUCAUCUUGGAGUCCUUUCGGGCCUUGACUGAGUUCUUCCGAACAGAGGAGAGGAUGAAAGGGCUGAGUAGGCGCAGAGCUUCCUUUCUUGGGGGCCGCCGUCGCGGGGGAGCCUUGCAGAGGCGGGAAGCCUCUUCCUCCUCCAACCUGGAGGAGAUCUUUAGCUGGAAGCGAUCAUACACAAGGUGAGAGACCUGGCCGGAGAACCCAUAAGUCCUGCAAAGAAAAACAGCUGGGCAAGCGGGGAGUCCUGGAAAGAUGAGGCAGACUGAAUGGAGGGAGCGCCAGCUCUUUUCUCCUCAUUCAGUCCUUCUCUCCUAAACCGGUGCCUGGAAAGAGAUGGGACAUCCAGCGAACCUGCGCUCACUUCACCCUCAGUAGAACUCCCGUCUGGGCUUGCUCAACACAUCCCUACUCAUCUGGUCAUCAGUGGGGUGUUCCCGUACUGUCUCCUGUCACUGACAUCACAAGCCAAAGGACAGCACUGUUUCAGGCCAUGGACUCAGGAGAAAAUGUCCUCUUACCGGCAGUGGCUAGAGGGAUGAAGCAUUUAUGUUGUCAUAAGGCAGUGACCCCGAUUCUCAAGCUGGAGCCACUCGAUGUCAUUAGGACAGGAUGUUUGUGUCUCAGCCCCACUUCCCUCAUUUGCUGUGUGGUUGUGGCACUCUGCUCUGACUGAAUGUUCAGCAAUUGCAGAAGCAGGCUCGCGUGUGUGAGAAGGGCGGCAGAGGCAGUGGGGCUUGCUCGGUGAGGGCUGAGCAGGUAGAGAAUGUGAAUGCCCAUCUCAAGGAAUGCGAAGGUCCAAUCUCUCAGAGGAGUUCUGCAAGUCUCAGCUGAGAAUGGGGCUCCAUUCUACAAGUCUCAGCUGGGAAUGGGGCUCCAUUCUGCAAGUCUCAGCUGGGAAUGGGGCUCCAUUCUGCAAGUCUCAGCUGGGAAUGGGGCUCCAUUCUAUAAGUCUCAGCUGAUUUGGGCCCUCUAGCCUCCCCGGAGAGGUCCCAAGGGUAUUUUAGAACGAGGAAGUGCUCCCAUGCAGGGUUGGAGAGCUUUACUAGACCGUGGUUCAAGGAGUCGGAAUCUUGGCCACCCUACAUGCUCCCUCUGGCACCAUUUCAGGGCGUGACUCCAGAGAGCUGCAGCCAGAGCUGUUCAUCUCCUGAGAUGUGGACUUUCUCCAAGUAAGUGAAAAGUACAAACUCGUAACUUCAGUGUUUUCUGCUUAGUUGCUCCGUUUUCUGAAGCUGCUACUGGCCUCUCCCCUUUCCAGAGCCAGGAGACACAUGUGGGACCAGAGGAAACAACACCAAGAGGUUGACUAGAGCUGACCAGUGAUUUAUGAGUAUUUCAUAUUACCAUGCCUGGUCUGUUCAAUUAUUCAUAAAGCCAUCUCUGUAAAGGCAGAAAAGCUUCCUCUUAGAUCUGGCCACUCAGCAGCUAAGUGGGUAUUUGGUUUUAUGAGGAAUAAUGCCGAAAACUAGAGAUACAGUAUAUCAGAGAUAAGACAUACAGGUUGAUCUAAAUAUUCCUGGUUUGGAUUAGGCCAUUAAAAUUUUUUGGCAAUAGGACAUGUUUCCAUGUGUUACUAAGGUUCAAAACCCUUGCCCAAAGUUUUAUUUUAAUUGUCAUUGAGAAAGAGGGCUCCUGUUCUGACCUCACAACAGCAAAGCAGUUGUAAAGAAGAGAGCUGUUUAUACCAAAGACUUUCACAUCCCAAGACUUGGUAUAAGGUAUUCCUGAGGCCAUGAUUUCAGGUUUGGAUAAUCUUGCCCCAGCCUUGUUCUUCUAGAUAAAAUCAGAAGAAACUCUGAAAUAACUCCAAGAAUCUGUACUGAAAUGUAGACGGCACUUGAUUGUCUAAGACACAUUAUCCUGUUGUGAAAAAUUCUCUCUCUCCUCCCCACUUCUUGUUUAUCUUCCUCCACAUUCCUCGUCUGGCGUUCUUUUGCCAUUUCUAAGCAAGAGAAAUAAAAAGGAACUGAAAUU
Messenger RNA from Sapajus apella (tufted capuchin), 3282 nucleotides. It is a transcript of the gene ABHD15, whose product is annotated as abhydrolase domain containing 15. Bases 85 to 1491 code for a protein of 468 amino acids. Lineage: Eukaryota; Metazoa; Chordata; Mammalia; Primates; Cebidae. The transcript has 2 exons. The record is from RefSeq and is a predicted model, not a curated record. Gene Ontology annotation, molecular function: short-chain carboxylesterase activity; monoacylglycerol lipase activity.